This is a messenger RNA of Heterostelium album PN500, 450 nucleotides long. RefSeq names its product essential myosin light chain (gene mlcE). Gene Ontology annotation, cellular component: myosin II complex. The coding region runs from base 1 to 450 and encodes 149 amino acids. Lineage: Eukaryota; Evosea; Eumycetozoa; Acytosteliales; Acytosteliaceae. The record is from RefSeq and is a predicted model, not a curated record. The transcript has 2 exons. Gene Ontology annotation, molecular function: calcium ion binding.
AUGGCCUCAAACGAUCAAAUCGCUGAAUGUUUUGCUAUCUACGAUAAAGACAACGAUGGAAAGGUUAUCAUUGAUGAACUCGGUCCAUGUUUAAGAUCGCUCGGUAAGAGUCCAACCAACGCCGAUCUCGAAGCCAUCAAGGCCGACCUCGGUAACCCAAGAGACUUUGAUAUCCCAACCAUCAAGUCAAUUCUCGCUAAGAAAUCAGUCAGAGCCCCAGCCGACCAACAAAAGGAGAUGUUGGAUGCCUUCAAGGCUUUGGAUAAGGAAGGUCAUGGUUCCAUUCAAGAGGCUGAGCUCCGUCAAAUUUUAACUACUUUGGGUGAUUAUCUUACCACUGCCGAAGUUGAAGAAGUUAUGAAGGAAGUCAACGUUAACACUGAUGGUGGUAUCGAUUACUCAAAGUUUGUUGAAAUGCUUGUAAAUGGUUACGCAUUAUCAGGAUUCUAA